AUGCAGGUUUGCGGAAAGCAGAUCGAGCCUGCGCACCUCACUGCCAUCAUCGAAUACUUCAAGCUCGCCAGUGCCUCGGGUACCCCGACGACCGAGAAGGCAUUCCGCGCAUAUUGGGACUACUUCAAGAAGAGCGAACUGAUGAAAGGCCACCCGAUGGCUGGAAUCCCUUCGCCUUAUAACCUUGAGACUGGCCAUAGCCAUGACCCCAACUCUGCGGGUCUUGUAACCUUGCUCCAAGGUUACAAGUCCUACGAGGACUUUGUUGGGCAGGCCCCAGUCGCCAAUGAACACGUUGACGGUGGUCUCAACGCCCCGAAGGGCGAGAUCGCAGGAGCCAGUCCGGUACAAGGCAUCGAGCAGACACUUGGCUUCCCGGCUGAGCGAACUUGA
Colletotrichum paranaense is the source of this 393-nucleotide messenger RNA. RefSeq lists its product as uncharacterized. The transcript has a single exon. The record is from RefSeq and is a predicted model, not a curated record. Lineage: Eukaryota; Fungi; Ascomycota; Sordariomycetes; Glomerellales; Glomerellaceae. Bases 1 to 393 code for a protein of 130 amino acids.